This is a messenger RNA of Danio rerio (zebrafish), 3598 nucleotides long. It is a transcript of the gene prpf4bb, whose product is annotated as pre-mRNA processing factor 4Bb. Gene Ontology annotation, cellular component: chromosome; nucleus. The record is from RefSeq and is marked provisional. Gene Ontology annotation, molecular function: protein kinase activity; transferase activity; kinase activity. Gene Ontology annotation, biological process: mRNA cis splicing, via spliceosome. Lineage: Eukaryota; Metazoa; Chordata; Actinopteri; Cypriniformes; Danionidae.
AGGGCCGCCGCUGAAGCAAAAUGGCCGAUCUGGAAAUGGAUUUACAGAGUAAGCGACUGAAUAACGGGCCAGAGAAUUUGGAGAGUCCACAGAAGAGCGGAAAUGAGGAUGAAAAUGGUGAUAUAUCUGGAGAGGAUGAAGAAGAGGGUGAGGAGGAAGUGGAGAUGAAUGGAGAGAAGCAGGACAUCAGUUCUAAACAUCACAGCAGCAAACACAAAAAAAAGAAACACAAGCAUCGCAGCAAGCACAAAAAACACAAACAUGCUUCUGAGGAAGAUAAGAACCGCAAACGAAAACAUAGGCGCAAACAUAAAAAGCACAAGCGCAAAGAGGAAGCAUCCUCCUCGGCCAUCAGCAGGAAGGCUGAGGAUGGCUCCAUGUUACUAAGUAGUGCAAACCUCGAUGACAAGGCACUUCUUGAAGAUCUAGAGAAACAAAGGGCAUUAAUUAAAGCCGAGCUAGACAGCCAGAUGAUGGAGGGUAAAGUUCAGUCAGGAAUGGGCCUGAUUCUACAGGGUUACAAUUCUGGCUCAGAAGAGGAUGAAGAGAGACAAAGGGCACGUAAUGGGGAACAACGGCAAAACAGUAGUGGGGGCAGAACACGUUCACCUAGGGACCAGAUUGGUGGAAUGGGUAGAUCCAGACGAGACUUGGACACCAGCAAACCAAGUGCUAAACAGCAAAGUCACAGUCAUUCUCGAGAGAGAGCAGGAAGGGAUUCAAAGCUUGAACGAGCAACAAAAAGUGCAAAAGAGACUGUUAAAGAGCGCAGCAAGUCCAAAGAGAAAAAGCGUUCACGGAGCAGGGACAAAUCCAAGGAUCGUGGAAAGAAGUCUCAGUCCCCAUCUAUAAGAAGGCACUCUGCAGACAGAAAACCAGACCAGAAAGGCCGUCCUGAUCGGCGCUCCUCUCCACAUAUGGAUGAAAAGCGUGAACAAGCUAGACAGAGAUCAGACUCACAAGGGGGUAAAAGCCAGUCGCAAGGUUCUAAAGAUGGGCAAAAUGUGGGCCGAUCUGAGAAUGACAGAGAAAAGAGGCCAGGAAAAUCUCCGUCCAAAGACCCCUCAUCUGGGAAAGAGAAUAGAUCACCUCAACAACGGCCAGCUCUUAGCCCACAGCAUAGACGCAGUUCCUCCCCACGCCACAGGGAUCGACAGUCUAAUCAACCCCGCUUCAGUUCUGUGGAUCGAAGUUCCAAACUGAGCCAUUCGCCAUCUAGGAAUAGGUCACUGGCCAGGAGAGCACGAAGCCGCUCAAAUGAGCGCCGGAGAGAUUCUCCUUCCAGGAAGCGUCUUCGUGUGGAUGGUGUUGGGAGAUCAAGGGAAACAACUCCAGUUCGACGUAGAGUAAGUCGCUCACCUCUUAGACGUAGGUCUGUAUCACCACGUCGACAGUCUCGCUCCUCCCCUAGAAGGCGGAGUAGAUCACCUCAGAGACGCAGGUCUGUUGAAAGGGAUCGUUUUGGCCGCCCCAGACCACGAAGGUCCACGUCUAGAAAUCGUGACAGGAGGAGGAGGCGGAGCAGAGAUGAAGACAAGUUCAAAGGCAGUCUGUCAGAGGGUAUGAAAGCAGACCAAGAGUCUUCCUCUGAAGAAGUGAUGGAAGAUUUUGAUGCAGAAGAGGAGGAUGAAGAGGCUCUGAUUGAGCAGAGACGACAGCAGCGGCUGGCUAUUGUACAGAAAUAUAAAGCAGGAAAUGAGGACAGUAAUUUGGGGUCCAUGCCAUCAGAGCCCAGCAGCCCUCAGAGUAGCUCCCGCAGUCGUUCACCCUCCCCUGAUGACAUCUUGGAACGGGUAGCAGCUGACGUUAAAGAAUAUGAGCGGGAGAAUGUAAACACAUUUGAGGCCAACAUCAAAGCCAAGCACAACCUCAUCGCUCAGGAGAAAGAAGGAAACAACCCAAAGAAGCCCUCAGCACCUGACAUGUUCACUGAGUCAGAUGACAUGUUUGCUGCGGAUUUUGAUAGUGCCAGACUCAGGGCUGCAGGCAUUGGCAAAGACUUUAAGGAGAACCCCAACCUCAGGGACAAUUGGACUGAUGCAGAAGGAUACUACCGUGUAAACAUUGGUGAGAUACUGGAUAAACGAUAUGAUGUUUAUGGAUACACUGGACAGGGUGUGUUCAGUAAUGUGGUCAGAGCUAGGGACACUGCACGUGCUGGCCAGGAGGUGGCAGUCAAGAUCAUUCGAAACAACGAGCUCAUGCAGAAGACAGGACUGAAAGAGCUUGAGUUUCUAAAGAAGCUGAAUGAUGCUGAUCCGGAUGAUAAAUUUCACUGUUUGCGUCUCUUCAGACACUUCUACCACAAACAGCAUCUAUGUUUGGUGUUUGAACCCCUCAGUAUGAAUCUGCGGGAAGUUCUGAAGAAGUAUGGCAAAGAUGUGGGUCUGCAUAUUAAAGCAGUGCGUUCCUACAGUCAACAGCUCUUUCUAGCUCUGAAACUACUGAAACGCUGCAACAUCCUCCAUGCUGACAUCAAACCAGACAACAUACUGGUGAAUGAGUCAAAGACUAUACUUAAACUCUGUGAUUUUGGCUCUGCAUCUCAUGUUGCUGACAAUGAAAUCACUCCUUACCUAGUAAGCAGAUUCUAUAGGGCACCCGAAAUUGUUAUUGGAAAACCAUAUGAUUAUGGUAUUGAUAUGUGGUCAGUUGGCUGUACCUUGUAUGAGCUAUACACAGGAAAAAUUCUCUUCCCUGGCUCCUCCAACAACCACAUGCUAAAGCUGGCCAUGGAUGUGAAAGGCAAGAUGCCAAACAAGAUGAUUCGGAAAGGCCUGUUUAAAGACCAACAUUUUGACCAGAACUUGAAUUUCCUGUACAUAGAAGUCGACAAAGUGACAGAAAGGGAGAAGGUAACAGUCAUGAGCACCAUUAACCCCACUAAAGACCUUCUCGCAGACAUGGUCGGAGGUCAGAGGUUACCUGAGGAUCAAAGGAAGAAAGUCAUGCAGCUGAAGGAUCUGUUGGAUGGGACUCUGAUGCUGGACCCUGCUAAACGCAUUAGCAUCAACCAAGCUCUGCAGCAUCCUUUCAUUCAGGAGAAGAUAUGACACGUUUCAGAUAUUGACCAUUUGUUCCAGGACUGAGACAAGACUCCAGCUCAUCAUUUUCAAAAUCAGAAGACUCGAUUUUCUAUUUUUAUUCUUGUUUUUUCUACUGAUUUUUGUUUUGUUUUGCCCAGCAAUUUUUGAUUCAGAUCUCUCAGAAUGAUCUUGUUUUUAUUACACAUGCACACACUCACUGUCAUACACUGAGAGGGGCACGGUUAGUGCGAAUUGGAAUUAGUCUUAUUUAACUUCAGAAAUGUACGGAAGUUUAGUCGAGUUGUUUAGAAUACAUCAGAAUGGUAUUUAAAGACCAAUUAUAUUUGCGAUAUUCAAUGAUAAUACAAACGUGUCCCAUUUGGUGACCAAUUAAACCAGUGGCUUUAGUUAAGAUUCCUUUGUCUAAUCAAAGAACAUCGACUCAAUAAGAACUUCAUACAAGCUUCUCCUUUGAAAACAAUGUAAAGUGGUUUAUUGCAUACAGCUGUUUUGGUUUUGCUGCUGUUGUACAUUUACUUCAAUAAAUUUUCUUGUCCAUUUUAUCAACUUUA